UUAAGAAUAUAGAAUCGGAAUAAUUCCUUAAGCUUAGUAUAUAUAAGAGUAGCAUUGUACAGGUGUUUCACUUGCAGACAGAUACUGCCAUGAAGAUAUUUUGGGUUCAUCAACAGGUUGUCAUCCUGCUCGUCAUAUCCUGUUUUGAACGAGUUAGAUCGGUAACCUGCAGAGAUCCUACACCAUUACCGCGGCUUGCCACUGAUUUUCUCAACGAAUCAGUCGCAAUUCUGCCUGGAGAGGAAGGAAGAGUACUAGGGGAAAUAAGCAACAUUGACGUAUCCUUCCUAGAUAUUACCCGCCAAAACUUGACAAACCAACCGAAUACCGCCGCAAGAGAUUGUUCAAUUCAGUCAACAUGUCCGUGGCAUUUUGUCAAAAAUAUUGAUCCAAACAGACGCCCAAGAACUAUUAUUGAAGCACAAUGCAGCACUUCCUGCUGUCGAAGAAGAAGUGAUUUUUGCUGUGCCGACGGUAUUCGACCCGGAUGUUCUCGCUGCCAACCAAUUUACUACUACGUACAUGUUUUGCGCAGAACAGGAUGUGACGUUGUAACUCGCAUGUUUAAGUAUGAGACCAAACUAGAGAGGGUUGUGGCGGGUUGUACUUGCGUUAAAAUUCCUGAUGCUCUUAGCCCGCAAGUACCAACGAUGGUGCCUUAAAUAAGAACACUCAUUUUGUCCCUUGGUUUAUUUGUUUUUUUUUUUUUUCCUUUUGUACAUGCGUAUUAUUAACAUUGUUGUUUUUUUGGAAAUCAUAUUUUGAUUAUUUAGUAUGAAAUUGUGCAAUAUAUUUAAUACUGGAUUUAAACUUUAUAUUACUGCAUAAUAAUAUUAUAUGAUUUACGAUUAAUAAAGACUUUUUGGG
Magallana angulata is the source of this 867-nucleotide messenger RNA. Its product is annotated as interleukin 17-like protein. The coding region runs from base 90 to 662 and encodes 190 amino acids. Gene Ontology annotation, cellular component: extracellular region. Lineage: Eukaryota; Metazoa; Mollusca; Bivalvia; Ostreida; Ostreidae. The record is from RefSeq and is a predicted model, not a curated record. The transcript has 2 exons. Gene Ontology annotation, molecular function: cytokine activity.